Messenger RNA from Mesorhabditis spiculigera, 2316 nucleotides. The record is from the annotation of a GenBank genome assembly. Lineage: Eukaryota; Metazoa; Nematoda; Chromadorea; Rhabditida; Rhabditidae.
AUGCUAUUUUUGCUGUUCACGCUUGCUAAUUUGUGGCCCCUCCUCUGGGCGGCCAGCAAUUUCCACCCCGACUGCGCCGAUCCCCAUAAUAAGGUUCGUUUCGCCGAGCGUAUUGAUAUGGUUCCCGGCACCCGGGAAAUCUCAUGCUCGGUGCACGUGGUCACCUGCGGCGAGGUGUCGGUGGCCAACGUGGCGGAGGGCUCGGAGCCGCCGCCGGCCCACGACGUCCGCGUCGAACCGUACGCGCGGGCGUCGAAGCAUGAACACCAGCUUCAUGUGGACGUAUCCUGGCAGAUGCCGCCGAGCAACGACUCCUUCCGCAUCCGCGCCUUCGAGCUCCAAGUCGAGCGUGGGUCCGAGGAGAAGCGCUGCUUCCUCUUCAACGUCUCCAACUUUGGGCUGACCGAGGAUGAGGCAUCGCCCCGUUUCCACUUCACCUCCGACAGCCUGUUCGCCUUCGCCGAGCCGUACCAAAUCACGUUGCGGUCGUUGCCGAGAAGCGCGAAAACUGCGCCGCAAGUUGUCCGUAAUGCGACGAUGCCGUUGGAUCCGGACCUGAAGGACCCGCCGUCGAAGAACAAUCUGACGGCGUGGUGCAAGGCGCAUUCCGACCCGCAAGCGGCCAAGUGGACGGCGGCGUUCCGGAAGAUUUUCCUGCACUCGUUGGCGCGGACGAUUCAGAUCGAAUUCGUCGGCGCUCCGCCCCAGUACUGUUUCGAGGCGUACGAGGUGCGGCUGAAAGACGAGUCGGGCAUGGAGUUGACGCAUAGUCAUAUCGUAAACGUGGCCGACAUGCGCCCGGAGACGAUCAACGGCAAGCAGGUCCUCUUCGGCGAGCACAACUUUACGAAUCUGGAGCUGGAUACAGACUACAUCCCAUCCGUGAUCCCGGUCGAGAGAUCGGCCGACCGUCGAUGUCUUUGUCCAACACAGAACGCAAAUCCGUACGACAAUCAGAUUGUGUGCAGCUGUAUCGCCGCGGAUUGGAAGAAAGUCCGGCUACAUAAAAUCGAGAAGCCACCGGCGCCGCCUUGCCACGAUUGUAUAAAUAAUGCUACGGUGGUGGACAAGGGGCCGAGAACGGAUCAUAAGAGCCUCUCGAUCCUGAUCGUGGCCGCCGUCCUUGCCGUCAUCCUGAUGAUCCUCAUCUACUAUCUAUUCGUGUUCUACCGACGUCAUCUUCGGCAAGGGAAGGCAUUCACGCUGCAUUUUAAGAACAUCAACAAUAAUAAUGUGAAUGGGGGCGUUGGAGGUGAACCGCGAGAGCCGUUGAUCUACAACUCCUGCUUCUCGGUGCUGCUCGUCUACUCUCACGAUUGUGCUCAUCACGAGGCAGCGGUUGUCGCCUUUGCCGAGGUUCUACGCGAUACCUUUGGGCUUAAAGUACAUAUGGACCAGUGGGAUCAGGACGAAAUCGAGGAGAAUUUGAACACCUACAUCAAUUCCAGCGUCGUCACGGCGGAUAAGGUGAUCAUCAUCAACUCCCUUGGUGGCUACAUGCGGGCCCAGGCGAGGCACAAGAAGUUGGAGCCGGUCGAGCGGAUCCCCCAGGGGCCGCUGGAUCGAAUCUUCGAUCUCCAGAUUGACCUGGCGCUCCAGCACGCCAGAGUCGUCUCGGUGCGAUUCCCGUAUACGAAGGGCACCUAUACACUCUACGCGCUCUCGCCUCUUCUACAGUACACCAUUCCAGAUAAUAUAGGGCUUCUCGUCUCCUCCCUGACCGAGUGUACGCUACGCUCCGACCCACGGUUGAGCGGCUUCGACCCGCAUCUCGCGAAGCUGAACGCGGCCAUCUCGCGGAUGACGCACUUCCAGGAGAGCGACCCGACGUGGUUCGAAAAGUCGCACCAGCGAGUGAGGGUCCCACUCCCGGACACGAGAAUCCUCGUCGAAGCCGACCGAUCGAUCGACUCAGGGUUGGGAGAGUCUGGGACCUCAGAGAGGAGGACACUCAUCAGCCAUGCUGUCGCUCCCGGCGAGCCGAUCGAGGCCGAGAGUCUUGCACUGCUUGAAGAUGACGAUGAGAAUGUUGGGCAUGAGGUGGUACCGGAAGAGCCCUCCGCCAGCUCCUCUCCCCGACACGAAACGGCCGAUUCGGCGUACCUCUCCGGCAGGCAUGACUCGCACGAUAUGGACAGCAGAUCGUCAGGAUCCGAACGGCCAGAUGAUCCUGUCAUCUCCGAACACCUCCGAAACGGGCAGACCCGCAUCCCGCAGCGGGCAGAAGACGCGGAAGGGCGGCGGAAGCACGAUCCAAGGCGUAACGUCGACGAUUCCGGCGUCAUAUCCGGGGAAUUCGUCUCCGGAUUCGUACAG